Molecule: messenger RNA, 309 nt
Organism: Psylliodes chrysocephalus
Lineage: Eukaryota; Metazoa; Arthropoda; Insecta; Coleoptera; Chrysomelidae
Source: the annotation of a GenBank genome assembly
AUGAUUGGAAUGUUAAAAAAAUUAAAUAAUAGAUUGUUUUGUUUAACUGAAUUGGAAAGUUUAAAUAAAGAAAAUAAUUUAAAAAGUGCCAUUUCCAAAGUGAAAAAACAACGGGGAGCAAAUACUGCUAUGGAGCAGUAUGAAGAAUACAUAAAGUUUUUAGAAAAUCAUGAACUAUUUAGAACUGGAACCAUUAAUCCCGAAAAUUAUAUGAAACAAAAGUGGGAAGAAUUGACCAUUGAAUUAAACUCUAAACCAAAGGAUCCACAAUUAACUACUGAUAAAUGGAUUCAAAGAUUCUCUGAUUGA